UUUUCCUUCACCAAUACUUCAAGGCACAGAGGAGCUGGUAAAGGCAUUGCCAUGAAACCUAACUUGAAGCAAUGGAAACAACUCAUGCUGUUUGGGAUCUUUGCAUGGGGUCUGCUUUUUCUGGUGAUAUUCAUCUAUUUUACAGAUAGCAACACUGCUGAACCAGUUCCGAGUUCCUUUUCUUACAUUGAAACCAAGAGGCUUCUGCCCCUUCAGGGCAAGCAGAGAGUCAUCAUGGGAGCCAUACAUGAUCCAUCAUUCUCUGAAACCGUCGAUGGGAAUGAGGUACUUCUUAAUGAAAAUCUCUUAGGUACAUUUAAAUCGGGGACUGGAAGUGUUAAGAAAUGGACUGAUUUGGAAGAUGCCUUUAGAAAUGAAGAUGAGUUUUUUCCAUUCCAGAUAGGAAGAAAAUCAAAAAGUGCUUUCUACCAAGUGAAUGACGAUUAUUCAUUUGCUGCUGGUCAGCCUCGGUCACACAACCACCUUCAAGAGAUAACAAAAUUCAUCUCAGCCGAUGAGGAGAAUUCAAAAGUAAAUAUUUUACAGAACAACUGGAGCCAUCAGAGAAGAAUGAGGAGAAGGAGCACAAAGCAUAGGAGAAGCCACAUGCUAGACGAAUCUGAUGACUGGGAUGGGCUAUAUUCCACAAUGUCGAAAUCCUUUCUUUACAAGCUUUGGAAAGGGGAUGUCUCUUCCAAGAUGCUAAACCCUCGACUGCAGAAGGCGAUGAAAGAUUAUCUGAGCGCCAAUAAGCAUGGGGUGCGGUUCAAGGGGAAACGAAACUCCAAGUUGACAGGAGACCAGCUAUUCUGCGAGCUAAAAGAAAGGGUGAAUGUGAAAACAAUAGAUGGCAAGGAGGCUCCCUUCUCCACUCUUGGAUGGGAAAAGCACGUUCCCCAAAUUCCACUGGGCAAAUUGUAUACACAUGGCUUUGGGAGCUGUGCCGUAGUUAUGUCUGCUGGUGCAAUACUGAACUCCUCUCUAGGGGAUGAAAUAGAUUCUCAUGAUGCCGUUCUAAGAUUUAAUUCUGCUCCAACACGUGGCUAUGAAAAAGAUGUUGGAAAUAAAACAACCAUGCGGAUCAUUAAUUCUCAGAUUCUCACCAACCCAAACCACCACUUUGUCGACAGCUCCUUGUACAAAGAUGUUAUCUUAGUAGCCUGGGAUCCUGCCCCCUACUCUGCAAAUCUGAAUGUGUGGUAUAAGAAGCCAGACUACAAUCUGUUCACUCCCUAUGUACAACAUCGCAGGAAGAAUCCAAAGCAGCCGUUUUACAUUCUCCAUCCAAAGUUUAUAUGGCAGCUCUGGGACAUCAUUCAGGAGAACACUAAAGAGAAGAUACAGCCCAACCCUCCUUCUUCAGGUUUUAUUGGUAUACUCAUCAUGAUGUCCAUGUGUAACGAAGUGCACGUGUACGAAUACAUCCCUUCAGUCCGUCAGACCGACCUAUGUCACUACCAUGAACUCUACUACGACGCAGCUUGUACCUUAGGGGCCUACCACCCACUGCUCUACGAGAAGCUUUUGGUGCAGAGGAUGAACAAAGGUUUGCAGGAUGAUCUGUAUCGGAAGGGGAAGGUCAUUUUGCCAGGGUUCAAAGCUGUCAAGUGCCCCGAAGGAAAUAAUUUCUCGCACUUGUAG
Molecule: messenger RNA, 1641 nt
Organism: Gavia stellata (red-throated loon)
Lineage: Eukaryota; Metazoa; Chordata; Aves; Gaviiformes; Gaviidae
Gene: ST6GAL2
Product: ST6 beta-galactoside alpha-2,6-sialyltransferase 2
Exons: 5
Coding region: 52-1641 (529 amino acids)
Molecular function (GO): sialyltransferase activity
Source: RefSeq, a predicted model, not a curated record